CCAUUGUUUGUUUGUUUUUUUUUUAACUUUAAUUUUUUUUUAUUAUUUGUAUUAGUCAUUAGAUUGUAAUGGCUUCUUCAUUACGUCCAUUGCGUUCUUUAGCAACCUGUAUGGGGACGCAUCAAUUCAUGCGUCCUGCUGCUAUUAUCCCCAAGACUCGCGUAUCUCCAUUCCAAUAUAGCAAUAGAUUCUAUACCACUACUCCACCUGUCAAAAAUGGUGGCAAAUUUAGCCCUCUUUUGUGGAUUGGUCUUGCUUCACUCGGUGGUGCAUAUUCAUAUUAUCAAAAUCAAAGAGCUAUCAACAUUGAUGCUAGUCUUGAUCAAGAUAAAAAGCCUACUGAACCUAAAAAGGAAUUAAAUACAAACGGACCUUCAACCCCAGCACCUACUAAUAAACCUGACAAUACAAAGAAAACUGCUGCUGAGAAAAAUAUUGAUUACCAACAAGUAUAUAAUGAUAUUGCUGAAUUAUUAGAUUCAAAUCCUGAAUACGAUGAUGGUUCAUAUGGUCCUGUUCUCUUACGUCUUGCUUGGCAUUCAUCCGGUACUUAUAAUGUUAAAGAUGGCUCAGGUGGUAGUAAUGGUGGCACUAUGCGUUUCAAGGCUGAAUCCUCUCAUUCUGCUAAUAAUGGAUUGGAAGUUGCACGUGAUUUACUUGAAAAACAUAUUAAACCAAAAUAUCCUGAAUUAAGUUAUGGUGAUAUGUAUACUCUCGGUGGUGUAGUAGCAGUUCAAGAACUUGGUGGACCUGAUAUCAAAUGGAGACCUGGUCGUAGAGAUCAAGGUGAAAAUAUGUGUACACCUGAUGGUCGUCUUCCUGAUGGAUCUAAAAAGGCUGACCAUGUUCGUGAUAUCUUUUAUCGUAUGGGCUUUAAUGAUCGUGAAAUUGUUGCUUUGACUGGUGGACAUGCUUUGGGUAGAUGUCAUCUUGAUCGUAGUGGUUAUGAAGGACCAUGGCAAGAAGCACCUACUUUCUUUACAAAUGAAUACUAUAGAGCUAUUACUACUCGAGAAUGGGUUAAGAAGGAUCUUCCUAAUGGUAACUGGCAAUGGAGUGAUAAGAAUAAUCCUGAUAUUAUGAUGUUACCUAUUGAAAUUGCUAUGCUUGAAGAUGAAAAACUUAGACCUUAUUUCGAACUUUACGCUAAAGAUGCAGAACAAUUCUUUGAAGAUUUUGCUAAAGCAUUCAAGAAAUUGAUUGAACUCGGUGUCCCUUUUACUGGUGAAGAGAAAGAAUAUGUCUUUAAGAGGGUUAAUGUUUAAACCGUUUCUAUUAAGGAGAUCAAGUGAUAUAAUAAUAUAAUAAAUGCAUUCAAUAAUUUAUGAUAAGGGGUAAAAUGAAAAUCUAACUUUUAAUUGGCUGUAACUCUCAAUACAAGAUAUUAUGCAAAGUAUAACAAUAACUUAUAUUUCUUUAUACUGUCAAAGAGAAUAAUGAAUCUUUAAUAAAUAGUGCAAAACUAUUAGAAAGUAACGUGUAUAUAUAAAUAAGAUAUAUAAACUUGAAAAAAUAAACAAAAAAAAAUAAACAAAAAAAAAAUUAAAAUUAAAUCCUAUUACUUAAUCUUAUAAAAAAAAA
Molecule: messenger RNA, 1581 nt
Organism: Cokeromyces recurvatus
Lineage: Eukaryota; Fungi; Mucoromycota; Mucoromycetes; Mucorales; Mucoraceae
Product: heme peroxidase
Exons: 5
Coding region: 69-1265 (398 amino acids)
Biological process (GO): hydrogen peroxide catabolic process; cellular response to oxidative stress; response to reactive oxygen species
Molecular function (GO): peroxidase activity; heme binding
Source: RefSeq, a predicted model, not a curated record